AAAUUAUAAAUUUUGUUUCAGAUCGAGCAAUGCCAACCACGACCAAACUAACCACGCCGGAGUGGCGGCUAGCCGACGUGGGUGAAGAUGUUUACGAGCCUAGUGAAGACACGUUUCUGCUGUUGGAUGCUCUUGAAGCCGAACUGCCGUGGCUUCAAGAGAGGCACGGUAGAGAUCAGAACUCAGUGGAAGCUGAUUUGCCAUGGACUGAGCGCAAACACAGCAGUGAUGAGAACACAAAGGAAGCUCAUCUGCCGUGUUUGGCUAGCAGAGAUCAUAACACAAAGGAUGCUCGUCUGCCGUGUUUGGCUAGCAGAGAUGAGAAGAUAAAGGAAGCUCGACUGCCUUGGAGACACGGAAGCCUGGUGGUUGAACUGGGCAUGGCCGGCCUGGUGAUCACAGCGAUGGCUCAAGCGUUGCAAGGCAGAGCGCACUGUGUGGCCGUUGAUAUCAAUCCUGAAGCCUGUCGAGCCACCAAGGCUACUGCUCAGCUUAAUAAUGCACAGGUGGAGGUGAUCAGAGGUGACUUGCUGGAUUGUUUGCAACCAGGCUGCAUUGAUUUGUUGAUCUUCAAUCCACCCUACGUGGUCACCCAUCCAGACGAGAUCCACCAGGGCGAUGGCAUCAACAGGUCUUAUGCAGGAGGUAUCAGGGGUCGGCAAGUUAUGGACAGGUUAUUUCCGCAGCUGCCACGCCUGAUGGCGCCUCGUUCAUGCGUCUACAUGAUUGUCAUCGAUGAGAACGAUCCACAACAAAUUGCAAAAUUGCUCGAAGAUCUUGGUUUCGAAAGCAGUGUUGUGAUGAGCCGUAGAGCCGGCAUUGAACGCUUGUCUGUGAUGAAAUUUGUUAGGUUAUAGUAUGCAACAGGUUUCAAUUUUACAUUCCACACACCACUUUACUUGAAAACUACGCAGUCGAAAAGUUCUGCCUUUCCAUUUUCAUGAAUUGUAUGCAAUCGCUGUAUUACUUCAUAAUCGUUAAUUGAAUAAAAAUUUAAUUGUUUUAUCUGUUA
Messenger RNA from Nilaparvata lugens (brown planthopper), 1012 nucleotides. Its product is annotated as methyltransferase N6AMT1-like. Gene Ontology annotation, molecular function: nucleic acid binding; protein methyltransferase activity; S-adenosylmethionine-dependent methyltransferase activity. The record is from RefSeq and is a predicted model, not a curated record. Lineage: Eukaryota; Metazoa; Arthropoda; Insecta; Hemiptera; Delphacidae. Gene Ontology annotation, cellular component: eRF1 methyltransferase complex. Gene Ontology annotation, biological process: methylation.